This is a messenger RNA of Erinaceus europaeus (western European hedgehog), 2756 nucleotides long. It is a transcript of the gene TUBE1, whose product is annotated as tubulin epsilon 1. Lineage: Eukaryota; Metazoa; Chordata; Mammalia; Eulipotyphla; Erinaceidae. Gene Ontology annotation, biological process: microtubule cytoskeleton organization; mitotic cell cycle. The transcript is spliced from 10 exons. The record is from RefSeq and is a predicted model, not a curated record. Gene Ontology annotation, cellular component: microtubule; cytoplasm. Gene Ontology annotation, molecular function: GTP binding; structural constituent of cytoskeleton. Bases 420 to 1703 code for a protein of 427 amino acids.
UUAUAUUUUUAGUUUUUUAAUAUUUAAUUACUUUUAUAAAUAUUUUGCUAAUAAAAGACAGAAAGAGACAGAGCAGAGCACUGCUUUGUUUUGACUGAUAGUGGUGCUGGGAAUUGGACCCGGGACCUCAGAGCCUCAGGCCUGAAAGUCUCUUGCAGAACCAUUAUGCUGUCUCCCCCGAACAAGAUUUAUUGACUAUUACAGAGAACCAGAGCAUCAUUCUGGUCCUUGCACACUAGUGGGAACACCUAACCAGGUGCACCACUGCCUGGCCCCAUCUGUCCUGUUAAUUAUUUGACCUCCGAGACAGAAAGAAAUGGUGGGAAGAGAGACGACACCUGCAGCACUGGCCUGCUACUUGUGAAAUCCCCUUUCGCCCAGCAGAUGGGAACCAGGGACUGGAACCCUGGUCCUCACACAUGGCAGUAGUGGUUGGUGAUGGCAGCAGUAUUUCCAAGGGGAAAAUUUGCUCUUUAAAAGCACGAGCUGUCUUGAUUGACAUGGAAGAAGGGGUAGUGAAUGAAAUUCUGCAGGGUCCACUAAGAGAUGUAUUUGAUAGCAAGCAAUUGAUCACUGACAUUUCUGGCUCGGGAAAUAAUUGGGCUGUGGGCCACAAAGUCUUUGGCAGUCGUUAUCAAGAACAGAUUGUAGAGAAACUCAGGAAAGCUGCAGAGCACUGCGAUUGUUUGCAGUGUUUUUUUAUAAUCCAUUCCAUGGGAGGAGGAACAGGAUCUGGACUUGGCACAUUUCUUUUAAAGGUGCUUGAAGAUGAAUUCCCAGAAGUAUACAGAUUCGUGACCUCAAUUUACCCUUCCAGUGAGGAUGAUGUCAUAACCUCACCUUACAAUAUUAUACUGGCGAUGAAAGAGCUCAGUGAGCAUGCAGACUGUGUGCUACCCAUCGACAACCAAUCUUUAUUUGACAUCAUUAGCAAAAUUAACCUCAUGGUGAAUUCUGGAAAGUUGGGUUCAGUCGUGAAGCCAAACAGUCUGGUUACUUCAAGUGCUGGUGCUUUAAAAAAGCGACAGGAGAAGCCCUUUGAUGCAAUGAACAAUAUUGUGGCAAAUCUACUACUCAACCUAACAAGCUCAGCAAGGUUUGAAGGAUCUCUUAAUAUGGACCUUAAUGAAAUCAGCAUGAAUUUAGUUCCUUUUCCUCAGCUUCAUUAUCUGGUGUCAAGCCUGACACCGCUAUAUACACUGGCAGAUGUUCACAUUCCUCCUCGAAGGUUGGAUCAGAUGUUUUCAGAUGCCUUUAGUAAAGAUCAUCAACUAAUUCGAGCUGACCCCAAACACAGCCUCUACCUCGCCUGUGCCCUCAUGGUUAGAGGAAAUGUCCAGCUCUCAGAUCUUCGCAGAAACAUUGAGAGGUUAAAACCUUCUCUCCAGUUUGUCUCCUGGAAUCAAGAAGGCUGGAAGACCAGUCUGUGUGCAGUACCACCCGUGGGCCAUUCUCAUUCGUUGUUAGCUCUAGCAAACAACACAUGUGUGAAGCCUACCUUCAUAGAACUGAGAGAGAGAUUCAUGAGGCUCUACAAGAAGAAGGCUCACCUUCACCACUACCUACGAGUUGAAGGGAUGGAGGAGAGCUGCUUCACACAAGCUCUGUCGUCUUUAUCGACGCUCAUAGAGGAGUACGACCAGCUGGAUGCCACAAAGAGCAUGCCUAUGCCAGACGUACCGCGACUGAGCAUAGCUGUGUAAAUCAUGGCUCAGAAGUAGAGCUUGCUUUUUCCUCAACAGCAUCUUCCUCUAUGUCAUCUUCCCUUCUUAGCAUUUUUGUGAUUCAGGAAGUUCAGCUUGUUUCCGUAUUAUCAGCAAGUAUUUUGGAUCUAAGAGUGUUUUCUAUUUAAUCACAACUGGUUGAUGAUACCAGCAUAUGAAAUUAGUCAAGUUCUGAUGAUGUCUUUUUUUUUUCUUCUUUGUUUAUUUUUGUUUCACCAGAGCACUUUUUGGUUCUGGCUUAUGGUGGUGCUGGGGAUUGAACCUGGGAGCUCAGAGCCUGAGGCAUGAAAGUCUUGCAUGAUCAUUUUGCCCUCUCCCCAGCCUGAGUCUUAAUUUCUUUUUUUUUUAAUACUUAUUUAUUUAUUCCCCUUUUAUGUUGCCCUUGUUUUUUUAUUGUUGUAGUUAUUGAUGUCGUCAUUGUUAGAUAGGACAGAGAGAAAUGGAGAGAGAAGAGGAAGACAGAGGGGGGGAGAGAAAGAUAGACACCUGCAGACCUGCUUCACCACUUGUGAAGUGACUCCCCUGCAGGUGGGGAGCCAGGGGCUCGAGCCAGGAUUCUUAUGUUGGUCCUUGCACUUUGCGACACCUGUGCUUAACCUGCUGUGCUACCACCCGACUCCCGAUAACUUAAUUUCAAACAUAGAUCAUCAGAAAAGUGCCCUUUUCUAAAAUUGAGACAGAAAGUUCUUCAGUAUUUUAUUUUAUUUAUUAGUUACCUGUUUAAUUGGGAAUUUAUACUAUGAUGAUCAUGUCUGCUGUAGUACAUGUUUAUUUGUAUUUAUUAAUAUCUUCAUAGUCAGUUUAAAUACUUAACUUACUGGGAGUAGAAAAUUCGCAGGUUAAACUAGUCGGGUAGAUGGGCUUUCUUAUAACUUAAAAAGAAAUGUUUCUUUUGGGUAAUGACUUAGUUGCACUCAGAAAAAUUACAGUUUAUAUUUAUUUUAAUGUGUGUUUGUAUGAGAUUUCUAAAUAUAUUUUUUUUAUCAGACCAGUUGAUUUUGUAAAAAUAAAUAGCACUGCUCUUGAUUUUGA